Gossypium raimondii (Peruvian cotton) is the source of this 2263-nucleotide messenger RNA. RefSeq names its product probable hexosyltransferase MUCI70. Lineage: Eukaryota; Viridiplantae; Streptophyta; Magnoliopsida; Malvales; Malvaceae. The record is from RefSeq and is a predicted model, not a curated record. The transcript has 9 exons. The coding region runs from base 380 to 2032 and encodes 550 amino acids.
UCCAAAACUGAAAAAGGUUGUAACUUGUAAUAAGAAUUAUUAUUAUUAGCUCGAAAAUUGUGUGAUCUGAGAUUUGAUCCCUCGAUUUCACAAAAAACCCUUAUAAAAAAUCAAUCGUAAAAAAGCCAAAAACUGAAAAACCCAGAUUUGUUUUUCCCUUAAAUUCUUCAACUUAUUUUUUUUUUCAUAAUUGAGCUGCAUCUGAGUUCGAUUUGGGUGGCUCCCCAAUGAUUUUGGGGGGAAAGUGGGUGUUUUGCUGUUUGAGUUAUUGUUUUUUAAACUAAUGUAGUUAUAGCCUCUCUUUUUUUCAUUUUAUAUUCUUUUUUUUUUUUGAAGUUUUAAUGAAAGGGGUGAAAUUGGGUUUUUGAUAAAGAAGAUAAUGAGUGGAGGGUCAUUGGGGAUUCGUUCAGGGAGCUAUGGAUCACUGGAUAAACAAGGGCUGAAUGGUGUUUUGCCCAUUCAAGCGGCUUCAGCUACAAGAACUAAGGCUUAUUCUAAAAUGUUGAAAGAAAAAGAAACAUUGAUUCAUUGGAUCUGUAAGUUUGCUGGUCGGAAGAAGGUUGGGAUGUUGCUUCUUUGUGUCAUCUCAGCUGCCGUUUUUAUUUGGGUCGUAUAUUUUGGUGAAGAUCAGGAGAAUGACAAUGGCUCUAAGGUAAAUGAUAAUUUGGCCCUAAAUAAUCCCUUGAUAAAUGUAGUGCAAAGUAUCCGGAUCGACAAUUGGACAUCUUUAGCAGUUAGUGUGAAAGAAACCAAAGUUGGAGUAAUGCACCCUCCUCCUCCAUCUUAUUUUCUCGGCUACACUCUUCCUCCGGGGCAUCCAUGCAACACUUUUACUUUACCCCCUCCACCAGCAGACAAAAAAAGAACUGGACCACGUCCUUGUCCUGUAUGUUAUCUUCCCGUGGAGGAAGCUGUUGCCUUGAUGCCAAAAGUCCCAUCGUUUUCUCCUGUUAUUAAAAAUUUAACAUAUAUUUUUGAGGAAAAUUUAAAUAGAGAAACGGAAUUUGGAGGUUCCGACUUUGGUGGGUAUCCUACUUUGAAGCAGCGUAAUGAUUCAUAUGACAUAAGAGAGUCAAUGAAUAUGCAUUGUGGAUUUGUCAAAGGAUGCAAACCUGGCCGUGGGACAGGAUUCGACAUCUAUGACAGUGAUCUUCUCGAGAUGGAGCAAUGUAAUGGAGUCGUUGUUGCAUCAGCAAUAUUCGGAGCUUUUGAUGUCAUACAACAGCCGAGGAAUAUUAGUGAAUAUUCCAAGCAAACUGUCUGCUUCUAUAUGUUCGUUGAUGAAGAAACGGAAGCUGAUUUGAAAGGGAAGUAUGAGAAUAAUAAGAUUGGAGUAUGGAGAAUUGUUCUUGUACGUGAUCUUCCUUACACUGACGGAAGGCGGAAUGGAAAGAUCCCGAAGCUUCUACUACAUAGGCUAUUUCCGAAUGCUCGUUAUUCUUUAUGGAUUGAUGGGAAACUUGAGCUUGUUGCUGAUCCGUAUCAAAUACUUGAGAGGUUCUUGUGGAGGAAAAAUGCUACCCUUGCAAUUUCUCGGCAUUAUAAACGCUUUGAUGUGUUUGUUGAAGCUGAGGCAAAUAAAGCUGCAGGCAAAUAUGAUAAUGCCUCGAUUGAUCAUCAAGUUGAAUUUUAUAAAAGAGAGGGCUUGACACCAUAUUCCGAGGCUAAACAUCCUAUUACGAGCGAUGUUCCUGAAGGAUGUGUGAUUAUAAGGGAGCAUAUUCCGAUUAGCAACCUCUUUACUUGUCUUUGGUUCAACGAAGUUGACCGUUUUACUUCCCGAGACCAAAUUAGUUUUUCAACCGUAAGGGAUAAGAUUGCGGCAAAGACGAAUUGGACUGUCAAUAUGUUCUUGGACUGCGAAAGGCGCAACUUUGUCAUUCAGAAAUACCAUAAGGAUGUUUUAGCCCUAUUGGCUCAAAGGGCUCCUCCGGUCAUUUAUCCUUCACAAAGGAAGGUCCCACCAAGACGUAGAAGAGAUAGGAAGUCAGGCGCUAGACAUCAUCGUAAAGUUAGUAAGGAAAUAGUUUAAUGUUAUAACCAGUUGUCUAAAAAUCAAAAUUUACCAUUCUUUUUCCUUCCCCACUUUUUUGGAACAUUCAUGGCGGGGCUUGGAAUAUCAUUCAAGAGUGUUGUAAUUUUUGCUCAAAAAAAAAAAAAAAAAAAGAAACAAUGCGAUUCAUCCAUUUUUGUUUCUUUUAACUUUUACCUUGUGUAUUUUCAUCGACCAAUAAUCUUAUUAAAAAAAAGUUAAUUUCUGCUA